AAAAAGAAAUUGGAAGGAUCUUCAACGGCGACCGGUCCGCCUUCGAGCGCCAUCCUGACCAGCCUGCCGUCGAGGCCUGCAGCCUGGCCCCUGUCCGUGGGGGAAAUACCGUACUGCGUACAUAUAGCCAAGGUCCCAGGUCCAAGGGCCUGGUUCUAGUUCUGUUCCUCUACCUUUGUGUGCCUUCAUAACAGGAAACAAUCAUUCCCAGCAAGGAUACAAUGCGGUUAGUAGUGUGGUCUGCAUAUGCGGUGGCAGCUUUUGCUGCUGCCGUCGGAGCACAGACGAUGCCUGACUGUGCGGCCGACUGUCUUGUAAAGGGUCUGGAGGACUCAACAUGCUCGCCUACAGACUCUGAGUGUAUCUGUGCCGACGCGGUGUUGAUGGAGAACGUCCAGGCCUGCUCAAUGCUGGCCUGCACCGUCGUUGAAGGACUCAAGGCUUCUAAUGCCACGGCCACGCUCUGCCACUGGCCCGUCCAUGACAAGAGACUCGUCGCCCCUAUCGCUACAGCCGUUACUGGAGUCAUAGCCCUGGCGUUUAUUCUCGUCAGAGUGAGCGACUGCGUUUCGAAGAAUGAAUACAAGUGGGCUGAUCUGUGUGCUGUUCUUGCAUUUAUCUUUUCCCUACCUAUGGACAUUUUCGAAUUUUUCAUGAUGGGCUCUGGUAUGGGAAGGGAUGUUUGGACGUUGACACCGACACAGAUCACCAACACAGCCAAGUAUACUUGGGUCACCCAAGUAUGGUAUAUCCCAGCCAUCAUCCUAACCAAGGUGGCCAUUGUGUCCUUCUUCAUGCAAAUCUUCCCAGGACCCCGGUUUCGACUGCUAUGCCAGGGCACUAUCAUCCACUGCUUCCUGUUCAUGAUAUCAACGUUUAUUACAGAGAUUCUGUCCUGCAUCCCGGUAGAGGACGCCUGGACGAACUGGAGAGGCGAGUCGAAUGCAAUAUGCUACGAUAACAGCGCCUUCUGGUGGGCUCAUUCGGCUAUCAACAUCGCCACGGACCUAUGGGUCCUCGGACUCCCAAUCCCAAUGCUCUGGGGUCUCCAGCUCAAGCUAAAGAAGAAGAUCUAUCUAGUUCUCAUGUUCAGCGUCGGCAUCGUUAUCACCGUCAUCAGCAUCGUCCGGUUCUCUGGUCUGCUGAAAUACUCCACGACAACAAACAUUACCUACAACAACGUCAUGGUAGCAACAUACAGCGUCAUCGAGUGCAACGUGUCGAUUAUGUGCUGCUGCAUGCCCGCCCUCCUGUCCACCCUCCGCCGCGGCUUUCCCACCGUAUUCGGCAGCACCGGUCCUUCUCCCAGCUACAACAGUGCCCCGUUCUCUGGCAGCAACGGCAUCCAUAAGGAGGUCACGCAUAAGGUCACUUAUAUGCCGCGUGACGGGACCUCGGAUGAUGCUAUUGAGCUGGUGGAUCGGGAUGGCCGUGAGGGGGAGACUGAAACACAUGUCGAGGGAAAUGGCACUGAUACUGGGAGGAGUAAGUGGUAGAUACUCAGGGGUAAAAAUAUAUUUCCUUGAACUCUUUCGGUAUAUAUAUUUUCUAAUAAUUAAUUGUUAUAUCAUUCUUUAUCCA
Aspergillus versicolor CBS 583.65 is the source of this 1581-nucleotide messenger RNA. Its product is annotated as CFEM domain-containing protein. NCBI's taxonomy places the organism in Eukaryota, Fungi, Ascomycota, Eurotiomycetes, Eurotiales, Aspergillaceae. The record is from RefSeq and is a predicted model, not a curated record. The transcript is spliced from 9 exons. Bases 222 to 1496 code for a protein of 424 amino acids.